This is a messenger RNA of Recurvomyces mirabilis, 1269 nucleotides long. RefSeq lists its product as uncharacterized. The record is from RefSeq and is a predicted model, not a curated record. The transcript has 2 exons. NCBI's taxonomy places the organism in Eukaryota, Fungi, Ascomycota, Dothideomycetes, Mycosphaerellales, Teratosphaeriaceae. Gene Ontology annotation, biological process: transmembrane transport. Gene Ontology annotation, cellular component: membrane. Gene Ontology annotation, molecular function: transmembrane transporter activity. Bases 1 to 1269 code for a protein of 422 amino acids.
AUGCUACUACUCGGCGGAGCCUGGUUCAUCGCUUGCACGAUAGUCAACGGUUUCGUACCGGGCUUUAUCGCUUUCAACAUCCUCCGAGCUCUCUCAGGUAUCGGUGGAGCAUUCAUACUACCAAAUGGCGUUGCAAUGAUUGGGAUCACGAAUCCACCAGGCAGCGGACGCAAUGUCAGCUAUGGAUUCUUUGGCGCCUCGGCACCAAUAGGUGGCUAUCUUGGAGGCGUCCUUGUGGGCGUCUUUAUCGAGUACUACAAGAUGGAGUGGUGCUUUCUGCUGCUCGCUCUGUUCACGGCAGCAGUACUACUGCCAUUGUGGUGGCUCUUGCCUCCCGAGAGCCCUGUCGAUAAAGGAGGAGCCGUGGACUGGCUGGGAGCUGUACUUGGCACCAGCGCUCUGAUACUUUUCAACUUCGUCUGGAACCAGGCACCCGCAGUGGGGUGGCAGUACCCCUACGAGAUAGGCGGUCUGGUUCUGUCACUGGCUCUCCUGGCGGCCUUCGUGUUAUGGGAACGCUUCGUGGAUUCUCCAAUUAUGCCACCACAUAUCUUCAACAAACAACUAGGCGUCCUGCUGUUUGUCGUUCUACUGAACUACAUGUGCAUUGGUACGACCAUCUGGUAUGGCCUCUCGUGGUUGCAGAUUGUACGAGGACAGUCAGUCUUGACGAGCGCACUGGGAUUCAGUCCAUUUGUGGUAUGUGGGACGUUCGCUGCAGUCUUCGCUGGCUGGCUCGUUCCACGGCUUGCUGCCCAGUGGGUCCUAGCCAUUGGAGCCGCGAGCGCCGCCUCCGCAGCACUCUUGAUUGCAACAAUGCCGGUGCAAGAGACCUACUGGGCACAGGUCUUUCCUGCAUGGAUCCUCAUGGCGUUUUCGCCGGACCUGGUCUACACUGCUGCUCAGAUCAUUGCAAGCAAUUCGGUCGGACGUAGUGAGCAAGGUGUCGCUGGAUCGUUGAUCGGAACGCUCAAUCUAUUCGGGUGCUCACUUGGCCUUGGGUUUGCAAGUACCAUCGAGACGCAAGUGAAUCGAUCAAGAACCAAUCGCGUUCUCGGAUACCGGUCAGCACUUUGGUUCGGCUUCGCCAUUGCUAUAAACGCGCUUCUGCUUGAUGUCUUAUUCGUCAGGCGAGCAAAGGACGAUCGCGAAGGUUGGGACGAUGACCUUGACACCGACCUUGUACACCACGCAAACGAUGUCGAUGGAGCCAACGCCACAGGCGUAGAAGUCAUCAGCCUGGACGCUCGUUCUGAGCAGGAGGUGUGA